AUGAAGAGCUUCACCAUCGCCUCCAUCAUCGCUCUGGCCUCUGUUGCCUCAGCCCAGCUUGACAACAUCCCGUCAUGCGCUCUUAACUGCUUCAUCGGUCCAUUGACCAGCGACGGCUGCUCUGCUCUCACCGACUUCAAGUGUCACUGCCAAAAGGGUGGCCAGCUCCUUUCUCAGGUCCAGCCCUGCGUUGAGAAGGCUUGCAACCCUUCUGACCAGGCAGCCGCCAUCUCCGCUGUCGAGUCUACUUGCAAGGCCGCUGGUGUGCCCAUCACCAUUCCCAACGCCAGCGGUGCUGCCUCUGCUGCCAGCUCUGCUGCUGCCACCGUGACCUCCGCCGUCGCCUCAGCUGCAUCUUCUGCCGCCUCAGCUGCCUCUUCUCAAGCCUCCGCGGCUUCUUCGGUCCUCUCAGUUGUCUCUUCGGCCGUUGCCUCCGCCGCUUCUUCCGCCUCCGCCUCUGCAUCCAUGUCAUCUCAAUCCACUGCUUCCCACUCCGCCAGUGCUAGCGCUUCUGCUUCGGCCUCCCAGUUCACUGGUGGUGCUCCUCAGGCCACCCAGGCUGCUGGUAUCCUCGGUGCUGCCGCCCUCGCCAUGCUCGUCUUGUAA
This is a messenger RNA of Pyrenophora tritici-repentis Pt-1C-BFP, 606 nucleotides long. The record is from RefSeq and is a predicted model, not a curated record. NCBI's taxonomy places the organism in Eukaryota, Fungi, Ascomycota, Dothideomycetes, Pleosporales, Pleosporaceae.